AUGUCACCCGCCGUUGUUGACCUCGUUGAGACCCCGGUCGUCGAGACCCCCAUUGAGACUCCUAUCGAGACUGUGCCCGCCGCCGAGGAGUCUCUCAUUGAGUCCAAGGGCAGCUCUGUCGAGUACUUGCCCCUAAACGGCGUCGAUGCCGUCGACCUGCCGGCCAUUGGCGCCACCAAGCUGCGCAAGAUGAUCUUUGAGACCAAAGAGCUCAUUGUCUGCCCCGGCGUAUACGACGGCCUGUCUGCCCGCACCGCCAUCGAGACCGGCUUCAGCGCCAUGUACAUGACUGGUGCCGGUACCACGGCUUCCCGUCUUGGCCAGCCCGAUCUGGCCAUUGCUCAGCUUCACGAGAUGAGAGAAAACGCUGAGAUGAUUGCCAACCUCGAUCCCUUUGGCCCCCCUCUCAUUGCCGACAUGGACACUGGCUACGGUGGUCCCAUCAUGGCUGCCCGGACCGUUGAGCAGUACAUCCGCGCCGGUGUCGCUGGUGCCCAUCUCGAGGACCAGGUCCUGACCAAGCGCUGCGGCCAUCUCUCGGGCAAGAAGGUCGUCCCUCGCGAGGAGUACUACUCGCGCAUCCGCGCCGCCCACGCCGCCCGCGUCCGCAUGCGCUCCGACUUUGUCCUGAUUGCCCGCACCGACGCCCUCCAGUCCCUCGGCUACGACGAGUGCAUCGAGCGUCUCCGCACCGCUCGCGACCUCGGCGCUGACGUCGGCCUGCUCGAGGGCUUCAAGAGCAAGGAGCAGGCGGCGCAGGCCGUCAAGGACCUCGCUCCCUGGCCCCUGCUGCUCAACAGCGUCGAAAACGGCGCCAGCCCGACCAUUACCGUCGACGAGGCCCGCGAGAUGGGCUUCAGAAUCAUGAUCUUCUCCUUUGCGUGCAUUGUGCCUGCCUACAGAGCCAUCAAGGACACCCUGACGCUUCUCAAGACCAAGGGAAUCGUCGGCACACCCAAGGAUCUCACCCCCGUCAAGCUGUUUGAGGUUUGCGGUCUGAAGCACUCAAUGGAAGUCGACCAAUCUGCUGGUGGUCUAUCCUUUGCCGAUGGCGUCUCCAACGCGUAA
This is a messenger RNA of Beauveria bassiana ARSEF 2860, 1068 nucleotides long. Its product is annotated as oxaloacetate acetylhydrolase. The transcript is spliced from 3 exons. The record is from RefSeq and is a predicted model, not a curated record. Lineage: Eukaryota; Fungi; Ascomycota; Sordariomycetes; Hypocreales; Cordycipitaceae. Gene Ontology annotation, molecular function: catalytic activity. The coding region runs from base 1 to 1068 and encodes 355 amino acids.